Molecule: messenger RNA, 600 nt
Organism: Trichophyton verrucosum HKI 0517
Lineage: Eukaryota; Fungi; Ascomycota; Eurotiomycetes; Onygenales; Arthrodermataceae
Exons: 1
Coding region: 1-600 (199 amino acids)
Source: RefSeq, a predicted model, not a curated record
AUGGGUCCUCCCCAGAGCACCGCCUCGCGUCCAAAAUCCUACCUAUCCUCAAUCAUCAGGUCAAUAAUCAACAUCAUCAAAGCUCUCAUCAUAAACGCCUACACAGCCAUCCAUGCAUCCCUCGAUGCAGUCCUUCCUCCUCCAAAACGAGCAGAAAUAAGAUCCCAGCUCGCAUCCUUUGCUAGGGAGCGUCCUAUCCUCGCCUCCUUCUUAGCCUCCCAGCUUCUAUUCUGCGGAGUCCCACUCGUCCUGUUCGUCGUGCAGGUCGUCAGCGUGCUGGUAUUCGCAUUCUCCACUGCGCUGGUGCUUGCCUCGCUUUGCGCGCUUACAUUCACGGCCGUGUGCACUGGUCUGGCGCUGCUUGUGCUUGUGCCUGUGCUGGCUGUUACGGCUUUCGUGGGUGUGUCGGUUUGGUUCUGGGGAUGGGUCGGCUGGUGGGCCUUGGUGUCGUUUGGUAUUGUGCAGACGGAGCCUUCGACAGGGAGGGUGAGGAGUGAAGGGGCUGUUCUUGCUGGGUCUCAGGGACAGGCCAGGGUUGAUGGAUUCAAUGGCGUCAAGGCUCCCAGAGAUGGGGUGCCGCUCGGGAUACCUACUUCCUAG